Messenger RNA from Entamoeba nuttalli P19, 1419 nucleotides. Its product is annotated as eukaryotic translation initiation factor eif2a protein. Bases 1 to 1419 code for a protein of 472 amino acids. Gene Ontology annotation, molecular function: protein binding; translation initiation factor activity; mRNA binding. The record is from RefSeq and is a predicted model, not a curated record. Lineage: Eukaryota; Evosea; Mastigamoebida; Endamoebidae. The transcript has a single exon. Gene Ontology annotation, biological process: translational initiation. Gene Ontology annotation, cellular component: cytosolic small ribosomal subunit.
AUGCAAGACAACUUGACCGAUACACUUAGUAUUUCAAAUCCAUAUUUUGUUGUUAAAAAAAAUGGGGUUGAAGUACAUUAUGAUGGAAAGACAAAAGAAUUUACAGAUGGAGUGGAUUGUUUUAAAUGUGAAGCACUUGAAUUACUUUUAAUUCAAAAAGAAAAUGGGAUAGAAGUAAUUAAUUAUUCAUUUGAAACAUUAUAUGAAAUAGAAAUCCAAUAUAUACAAAAUAUUAGUGUUACAAAAGAGUUUUUACAUAUUUUUCAAAUGCCACCAGCAAGUAAUAUAAAAGGAUAUGUCAAAGAAGCGUCAAUGUAUUAUUUAAUUGAAAUACAAAGAAAAAGCUAUAAUAUAGGAUUUAGUAGAAGAAUUAAUGGUACACCAAUAAGUUGGCCAUUAACUACAAUUAAAAAUAAUAUUAUUGGGAUUAUUGAAGGGAAUGGAGUGACAUAUUAUAAGUAUGAAGAAGAUAAAAUAUGUAGAACAUUUUCAAAAGAAAAUUUAAUUAAUACAAAAAGUAUUGAUAGAGAUGAGUUUAUAGGAGGAAAAACAAUUGAAUUUAGUCCAUAUGAUUCUGGACUUGUUUUUGGUAUUUUCUUUCCAGAAAGAAAUAGAUUUCCAGGAGUAAUUGAUUUAUAUAGAAAAGAAAUUGGAAAACCAUGUAAACUUAUUAAUACAAUAUCAGUAUUAAAUGGUACAAGUGUUCUUUUUAAUUGGUGUAAAAAAGGACAUAUUUUAUUAGCUACAACAUCAACAGACUUUGAUGAAACAGGACAUAAUUAUUAUGGAACUAGUAUGUUACAUUGUUUAUAUAUUUCAGAAAAUUCUAAUAGUAAUGUAAUUGAAAGUAAAUUAGAUAAAACAUUAUAUAAAACACCUACAAAUAAUGUAUUUACUCAAACUCUUAUUCAAACUCAAGUUCAAGAUGUUUCAUUUGAUCCUACUGGGAAUUUUUUGGGUAUUUUAUAUGGAACACAACCAUCUAAAUUAGUAAUAUUUGAUACUUCAAAUAUGAAUCAAAUUUUUUCUAUUCAAAGUUGUUUCUUUAAUACAAUUUCAUUUUCUUAUAAUAGUCAAUUUCUUGCUAUUGCUGGAUUUGGUAAUCUUCCUGGUGAUGUUGAAAUUUAUGAUACAAAAGACUUUAAACGUGUAUGUAAAUUUGCUUCUCAAUGUACUACUGAGUGGACUUGGAGUAAUGACAAUGCCUCUAUUAUUUGUGGUCAUUGUUUACCAAGAAGACAUUUUGAUAAUAGAAUAGAAAGAUUUGGAAUUGAUGGAAGAAAAAUAGAACGAAGAGAUGUCUUAGUAAAACACAUUACCAUGUUUGGUAUUCCUUCAACUAAAGAUGUUGUGUUUAAAUACAUUGAAUAUAAUGAAGAAAAUGAAAUUUUUAAAGUAGCAAAAAAAAGAGUCAAUUAA